Molecule: messenger RNA, 1150 nt
Organism: Varanus komodoensis (Komodo dragon)
Lineage: Eukaryota; Metazoa; Chordata; Lepidosauria; Squamata; Varanidae
Product: F-box only protein 17-like
Exons: 6
Coding region: 122-949 (275 amino acids)
Biological process (GO): glycoprotein catabolic process; SCF-dependent proteasomal ubiquitin-dependent protein catabolic process
Cellular component (GO): cytoplasm; SCF ubiquitin ligase complex
Molecular function (GO): ubiquitin protein ligase activity; protein binding
Source: RefSeq, a predicted model, not a curated record
CGACCCCCUCCGGCUCCCGGCCGUGCGUGGGCGCGGCCCUUUUCUGGCGGGCUCAGCUGCGCGAACCUCCUGGCUGUGGCACUAGAUACAGUUCAGGUGCCCGACGGUGACAAGACCGGAAAUGGGGCAGGCGAAGAGCAGGAUAUCCUCGGAUCCUCCACGCGGGAAGGAGAUCCAGUGCCUGGUGGAUCUGAACCCCUUGCCGGAUGAGGUGCUGGUGCUGAUCCUCAGCUGGGUGCGCGCCCGGACCCUGGUGACCCGCUGCCGCCUGGUGUGCCGCAGGUGGAAGCGGCUGAUCGACACCCCCACGGUCUGGAAGCUGCAGUGGGAGAGGGACCCCUCCCUGCGGGCUGCCCUGAAAGCGGCCAGUCGCCACCCCCAGAUGGAGUGGGGCCGGGUGAGCGUGUUGCGGCCCUUCGGGAGAAACCUCAUCAAGAACCCCUGCGGGAAAGAGGAAUUCCAGCACUGGAACAUCCAGCCGGGGGGGGAUGGGUGGUGCGUGGAAGAGAACAAGCACCCGGUGGAAGGCGCGGAGGCCCAGACGUGCUUCGUCUCUUCCUAUUACUGGUGCAUAAAGUCUCAGCUGAUAGAUCUGCUGAAGGAAGGGUUCUGGGAGGACCUUUUGGACAACUACCAGCCUGAAAUUUUGAUCUCUGACUGGUGGGGUCCCCGCGAAGACUGUGGCUGCGUCUAUGAAAUCCAUGUCUCCCUCUUGGCGGGGGACCGGCGUUCGGUGAUCGCCGAUUUCAAGGCCAGCCCCGAUCCCAUCCCGCAGUGGAACGACACUCGGUAUCAGCAGGUGGCCCACAGCUUCAGGCGUUACGGCCCUGGCGUUCGCUACGUGCAUUUCCAGCACAAAGGAAAGGACACACAGUUCUGGGCUGGGCAUUAUGGGGCUCGCGUCACCAACUCCACGGUCCGGGUGAAAGUCUCCUCGGAGCCCCCGUGAUCUCUGCCGGGGAAGGUUUUCCUUGCUGCCCAUUCCUCCGACCUCGGUGGCUUCUGGGGCAAACUUCGCCAGAUGAGAAACAACGAUUUUGUCUUGGAGAGGAUUUUCGGAAGAGGGAGCGUCUGUCAGUGACUGCAGGGUGAUGGUUGGGGGAAUGUUCACGUUUCCUUUUGCAAAAAAAUAAAGAACUUCUAUGAUUUA